AUGGUGCAAAUCGAAGGGAAAUACGCUAAUUACAAAAAUGAAAAUUUGGACGCCUAUUUUGCCGACAUUGGUGUGCCAUAUAUUCCGAGAAAAAUGAUAUGUUCUUCCAAACCUAAUAUGGAAAUUGUUAAAGAAAAUGAUACAUGGACAAUAUCAACGUCAACUCUCUUGAAAACAACCGUUCUAAAAUUUAAAUUGAAUGAGGAAUAUGAAGAAAGCAUGCCAGGCGGCACUUUGAAGAAUACAACUACAAUGGAAGGAGAUAACAAAUUAAUUACAAAAUCAGUUGGACCUGGCGAUAUCAAAUCAGCACGCGAUUAUGAAUUUAAUGAUGACGAAUGUAUCAUUACCUUUUCCAGUGAAAAAACAACUCAAGUUGCUAAAAGAUUCUUCAAGAGAGUUUAA
Molecule: messenger RNA, 405 nt
Organism: Psylliodes chrysocephalus
Lineage: Eukaryota; Metazoa; Arthropoda; Insecta; Coleoptera; Chrysomelidae
Source: the annotation of a GenBank genome assembly